AUGGAAAAAGGAGGGAAAGAGAGACAGAAAAAGCAGGAAGAAAUAAUGAAAGAGGGAGAUAAAAGGGAUAUAAAUGAGAAAGAAAGAGAACAAAUGUAUGUUACACCUAAGAACAGUGUCCGCUGUAAGUGUAGAAAAGUUAUUGUCACCCGAAUCUACUUUGAGAUGCAAACACGUUCUGUACAGUCAGCAAGGAAGAUGGCCGAUUCCAGCAUGUUAGACGAAUCGGACCAAGAAUCACUCGAGUCCCUAUGUAGUGAGGAAAUCGAGAGAACUCUCACGGAACCAACAAUCCUUCUUAAGCCUUUUAUUAGGGAAACAGAUGAACCCAACGACGGCACUUGGACAUGUCCCGUGUCCAUCCGAGCGUCGGCUGAAAGAACAAAGCAGUUUGACUGGGAACGACCAAAAGCUGAACGGAAGGCUUUAGUAGAAUCAGCAUCAAAAUAUCAGGCAAUAUACCUGCAGAAACUGUUGAAAGAGAAAGACAAGGAAAUGAAAUUGAUAACCAACCAAUUGAUCAAGUCGAACAAGGAAAAUGUAGCUUUGUUAAAGGAACUCGAGGGGUAUAGAGGAAAGAACUAUGACGAGCUAUAUAAAGAAAAUAUCACGUUAAAGGAACAGAUAGCCCGUGCAUGUAGAGAAAAUGUACUGCUUGCUGGACAGUUGAAGAAAGAUAACAACAGAACUCUACAGAAGUUGAACUCAACCAGAACAGUGUCAUAAUAAAAAAAAACUUGCACUUACUAAGAAACAGUAAUAUAAUGAAUAUUAACUAGUUAUUUGUAUAUUAUUUUGCAACAGGAAAAAAUAGAGCUGCUGCCUCGAAUAGCGAUAUGUUUAUUUAAAAUCAUGACAAUCAAAUAAACUAUAUAUUUUUAUUUUCAGAACAAACUGCAAGACAAAUGCAAACGUUAUCAAUAUAAACAAGCACAAAGUAUUAAUAAGGGUCAUCGUAGUCUUGCUCGCAACAAAAAAUAUUAGAGGGUUUAAACAUAUUUUAAUAUCAAUAAGAUAUAAAAUAAUGCCCAAGUUUUAAUUUGUACAAUGAGAUUUGAAGCUUUAACUCGCUAUUUAGAAGUAUAGAAGUUUAAUUUUGAUUUGUUGGUUUUGGGUUGUAACAAAGUACAGGUUAUAUGCGACCAUACAGGACUAAACAUUUUGAUUUCAAAUCUCAAAUACAUCGAAAUAUAAUUUGGAGGGGUGUGGAAUUAAAACUUUUAUAUCUGCUGGAAUCACAGAGACACAGCAAAAUCAAGCCUUCAGACCCAGUAGUCGUCCCUUGCGACAAUGUGGUCCCAAUGCUUGAAACCUUGUUGAUUUGUUCUGUAAAUUCCACUCGAGCUGUUUUCUGUAUUUGUGUUAAAAAGCUAAAAAGACACGCUGAAUUGACGGCCCUGUAAACUCAAAAUAUGACACAUGACAUCAAAAACACAACAAACCAAAACUGAUCAACUAUAAAAAAUGUAUAUUAAAUAUUUUACAAAUUGUAA
Molecule: messenger RNA, 1493 nt
Organism: Mercenaria mercenaria
Lineage: Eukaryota; Metazoa; Mollusca; Bivalvia; Venerida; Veneridae
Exons: 7
Coding region: 1-726 (241 amino acids)
Source: RefSeq, a predicted model, not a curated record